Molecule: messenger RNA, 834 nt
Organism: Sphaeroforma arctica JP610
Lineage: Eukaryota; Ichthyosporea; Ichthyophonida
Exons: 5
Coding region: 1-834 (277 amino acids)
Source: RefSeq, a predicted model, not a curated record
AUGUGCUCGACAACAAACUCUUCUACGGAGAGCCCGAAGAUGAGAUUAACACAGCUACUUAUAUGUGGAGCUAAGCUGGAUGAGACCAAAGAUAUUAAAGAAACGUCCCAUGACACGAAGCCGACAGAUGAUACAAGGAGGGCCGAACGGCGAAGAGAACGUAAAAACAGAUGGGAAGACGGCCCCCCUACAGAUGCCACGGCGAAUGCAACAGCGCAGACUGACCCUGUCAAAAAAGCAGCAGAGGAGGCCAUUAAGAAGGCUACAGCGAUGGCUCUGGCGGCUAAGUCAAAUAUCGGCACGAGCGGUGUCAACAAUCCGACAUAUACAGAGAGCAAGGAAGUGGUGCAGAAGCGGAAGCUAAUAUGGGGAAAUAAAAAGGUACACACUGGGAAGUAUCUACAAUUCGACCCUAAAGGCACGACAAUAUGUUGUCAGAUUGGGGAAGACGAGAAGGUCGCCAAGACCGAUACAACGUACAAUGAGUGGGAGAAGACCGGGUUUGAGGGGGAGGACGGUGACCAUAAAAGGCAGAAGUUUUUAAAACUCAUGGGUAUGGGCAAACGCGCGCAAAGGGUACCCGAAGGAGACUCAGCUGAAAAGGAGGCCAGUGCUAUAACCGCCAAGCCUCCCAGUGGCGUAGCGGACAACACCGCCAAAGCAUUGGACGGGACGGAGAAGGCAGAGUCAUCGAGCACCGACUCUGCGAAGAAAGCGGCCGAUGAACCUGCGGCACCAAAGGCUCUGUCGGGUGGGUUAUGUGUUGUGAGGAUGUGCACUCGGUGUGCCGUGUUAGUGGUUGGGGUUUACUUGGUUCUCGGUGCUGCUGAGUAA